Messenger RNA from Malaya genurostris, 3325 nucleotides. RefSeq names its product BLOC-2 complex member HPS5 homolog (gene pink). Gene Ontology annotation, cellular component: cytoplasm. Lineage: Eukaryota; Metazoa; Arthropoda; Insecta; Diptera; Culicidae. The transcript is spliced from 4 exons. Bases 234 to 2714 code for a protein of 826 amino acids. Gene Ontology annotation, biological process: developmental pigmentation. Gene Ontology annotation, molecular function: protein binding. The record is from RefSeq and is a predicted model, not a curated record.
GCGAAAGUGAUUUGUAUUGAUUGUGUUUCUUUUCUGAUCUCUGGUGUUAUCAGUUUAAUCUCCUCAAAUAUUUGCAGUUUCUUCUAAAAGUAUUGCCCAGAAACUUCAUAAUUUAGACGGCAUGCUUACGUUGAAUCACAAUUUUAUUUGAUUCGUUGAAGAUUUUCAUGAUAUUUAACUUGUGAUGCGAAUACAAUAGUUGCAAAGUGAAUGUUGGUGCGACGGGUGCUACAAUGAUAAUGGACGCAGUUAAUCACUACAGCCUGAGCCAGCGUACGAAUCUUACGCAGGCCAUCAACUUUCCACUGCGUAACACUAGAAGGAUUAAGUUCACUUGCUUCGACGUUUCGGAGAAGUAUCUUGUGUUUGGAGCCAACUCCGGAAGCUUGUACGUGUAUGAUCGUGACACUGUUAGUUUUCUGAGUAUUAUUCCCAGUCAGCUGGGUACCAUCAGUCAGCUGUCGAUUUCACGCAAUGGAAAACAGGUUGCGAUUGCCAAUCUGCGGGGUUCAAUAGGAAUUUUGCUUGAUCUGGAAAAUACCGGUGGCUCCAAGGAGGUAUUGCUAACGGAACUUGGCGAUGGUAGUAAUGGAGCUUUCGUAACGUGUUUCUGCUGGGGCGAAGAUGAUCGAGAGGUGUACUGUGGAGAUUCGACCGGGACGGUCUCACUUCUGCAGUUGGCCAUGUUUAUGGGACGGAAUAUUUUGAAUAUAACACUGAAUCCGGUAUUGUUGUUGGAGUAUAAAAUUGUACAAAUUGAUCGAUAUCAGGAUCUUUUGCUGGUGUCCACACUUUCCAAAUGCGUUUUGUGCAACACUGCGCGGGAAGAGUUUAAACAGAUAGGGAAUCGCCCCCGAGAUGGACAUCAUGGUGCGGUUUUCAUCGUGAACCCAUCGAGUUGUACGGCACCGGUUACGGAAACUGAAGAAGACGACAAUUAUAAUAAACAAAUACCGUCGCCCUCUGUGCACUACAACUCGACCAGUGACAGUCCAAUGUUGAGGGAAGAUGUGCGAAUAUUUUGCGCCCGGCCAGGAUCUCGACUUUGGGAAGUUGACUUGGAUGGGAAUGUGUUGCGAACUCAUCAGUUUAAGAACAAAUCGGAUGCUUCUUCCCCACCGAAUGAUACUAUUUCGUUCAAGCUGUUGCAUACAAUAAGGAAUAGGCAGAUUCUAGUACACGAUUCCAGAGAGAUUUGUCUGAUAGAUCCCCUUGCCACCCGGAUGGUACUGUGGGCUAGCGAUUUCGAUCAAAUUGAACGUGUGGCCACUGUAGGAGAGUGCAUUUACGUAUUCGGAGGAGAACAAAAAUUAUUUCAACUUAAAGUAGACAUCGAGGAAAGCAGUCAACCAAAGAAAACAACAGUCAGCUAUGCAAAGAAAAGUUCACCACUCAAGGAAAACGGUGUCUACAUUUUGGAUCACUUGUUCAACAACAAUGGAACGAAAGAUAAUUCCUUACAAACGGAAGUAACCAUCAAGGAUGCUCUGGUGUCGGUUGUGCGCGGCAAGUACGGGCGAAACAUCAAACAGAUGUUUCUAGGAUAUGAUCAGAUUGGUCCCGAAAGGCCCAAGACACUGAACGUAAGCAAAAUGUACAAUUGCGAGGAGAACUUCAACGGUCUGACACGAGUUUUACCGACCAGUGAUGAUGGUCUCGAUAAUAAUGACGAUGAGAAUGAAGAUGAUCCCGCCGAGGAAGUUGUUCCGAAGAGAAACGCACAAAAGAAAAUGUUUUCCAUGUCACUGCUCAGUGAUUAUCAGCUCAGCGAGGAUGAUAAAACGGUGAGAAAUCUGUAUCUGGUGUACCGUUCUUCAACGAUCAGUAAUUUAAACUUUGCCGAUCGUUACGCAAAAAUAUUCGAUACGUACGAGUGUCGAAAGAUUGUUAGUUUGCUGUACAAAUUGGAACACGUAAUGGAAGAAAAUAAUGAAGACAAUGCAAGGCUCAAGUGUAUCCGCAUUUAUUUUGAUUAUUUGAAAGUGGAACUCAUCUGGGAGAUCGACGAGGAAUCAAGGAUUUACAUCAAGCGAAGUUUCAUCGAGUAUAACAGUAAACUACUAGACGGGGAACUACAGCAACUGGAAAAAUGUGAAUCGUGCAGCCAUUAUCUGCGGCCUACUACGUGCUGUUACUAUUCCGAAAUAGGAAUCACGUUAAUCAAGUAUUAUUGGUCUCGUAGGGAGUACAGUCAGUGCUUUGAGAUAGUGCAGCAAGUGCCGUACCUUUGGCUAGCCAUCACCAAGUUUCAUCUGCAGGAUCAACGUGAGGAUAAGGUCGUUCAGUGUCUGUGGAACGUGGCUGAUUGUCCUUUGCUGGAACGUGCCGCCAGCGAAAUGUUCUCCAUCGAUCUUUGGCGUCAAUUACUGGACCUAAUGUUGACCUACUACAACAGUAACAGCUUGAUGUGUUUGAACUGUGAUAAACUCUGUACGCUGACCGAUCCCGAUUGCAAUCGAACGGAGAAUGAACCCAGCGAUAGUCUUAAAAGCAAUAAUUAUGCUAAGCAAAUCGACAGUAAUAAUCAAAUACCCAACUCUAACCAAAGGAUUAACUUUUACACUUGGGAUUAUGUUUUGAACGUUGCAAUCAACAGUGAGCUAAUCAAAGGUAGGGACCUACUAAAUCUUCUACGUGGCUAUGAGGAGUACAUUCCCAAGGGUGCAAUCAGUACCAGAUUCUAUCUUAAAUGUCUAUUGGACACCAGUGAAUAGAAGAAAUAAGAACUACAUAAUUAUACGAAGAAAACAGUAAAGUACUAGUGUGCGCAAAAAAUAGCUACUUAAAGUCAUUGACAUUAUAAGUAAAAAGUUACAUAAUCAAAGCAUCUUUUAUCAAUCAGUAGCGGUAGUAUUUGGCUAAUGUUAAGAAUAUUUAAGACACAAAUUAGAUCCAUAUUUAGUUAAACUCAAGUUGGUGACGCAGGCGUUACCUUCGCCUAUCUCACUGACAAUAAUCAAAUCCAACCGGACAAGUAGGAAAGCUUUGAAUGUUCAAAUCAAGCCAAAAAUGUGUUGGAAUUAGUGGUUCGCCGGUUGCUUAAUCCAACGAGACGGCUUUCAACAUUGUUAUCAAAGUUGGUAUAUACAAUACAUAGGGGCUUAGUACUCGUUGCACCGCGGUAUUUUAAAAAAUUUUCGGCCUACAAUCGACGUGUUGGUGUCAAUAGCUUUGCUUCUCGGCUUAGAAACGUAAACACUAUCUGGAGAGCAACGUAUUUCAUCUUACCUUACCAUCAGAUCAAUAUAAGAACGGUUACUCUAUUCCACAUCACAGUGACUUCUACUAUAAAAUAUACAAAUCUUGUCUUGUAUUUUCGUGAAAA